AUGUCAGACGAGCCUACCCUCCCCCGCCUUCCUCAUUCCAUCUCAUGGAACGCGCAGACGGAGCGCUUUAGCAACAACCCUAGGAAGCGCAGGUACAACUUUAAGGGCAACUCCGUCGCGCCGCCAUCAUGGUCCAACUCGAGUGAUCCCGCUGUAUUCUCCAGCGAUGACGAUCCUGGCUUGGACAAUUAUGUGGAGGGCAGACGUAAGAAGCGAUAUAUUGGGUCAUGGUUUCACCAACAGCCUGCAGCCUCCGCAGAUUCUGCCACUGGGGAGCCGCGACCGGCCUUGAGGGGGAAGCGGACACUGAAGCGUGACCUUGACAGUGGUGUAUGGAUGGGUAGCGACAGCACUGAUGGUGAUGAGAGCAUAAUGAUGCCGGAUCUGCCCACGCAGGCGAGGCUGCCUCAGCUGAACAAUGUGCCGGUGCGCCGUCGUAAUGUCAUCUCUCCGGAGGAACUGGAGGCAAGGGAAAAGAUCCAGAAGUUUGUGGACGCAGGAGAGGAGCAGAUUGAUCUCUCGAUGAUGGGCCUCAAAACCCUCUCCGACGCCACCAUUCGGCCGUUGUCUGAAUUCGCUUGCAUCCCCGUUGUCGCCGAAGGGGUGCCGUUCGAGCAGAAGGACCCGGCUCUGGAAUUGUACUUGUACACCAAUCCUUUGCAGAGACUUCCUGGCGCAAUCUUCGACCUGGAGCAUCUGACAGUGCUUUCACUUCGUCACUGUAGGCUAAGAGAGCUGCCACCCGCAAUCGGCAAGAUGCGGAACCUGAGGACUCUCAACCUCGCUCAGAACCUACUGAGAUAUUUACCAGCUGAACUGCUCGAUCUGAUGGCUGCCCCUUCAGCGUUAGGAGAGUUGCGCCUUCAAGGCAACCAAUUCUUCCAGACCACUGACUUACCACGCCUUAGUGAUUUAGAGGAUCUGGAAAAUGAGUGCCUAAACGGCCAGAGAUUGGCCGAGGCCUGGAGACCCGGAUCCGAUGGUGUUGCAGCUAGGUUCUUCGCGCGAUCACCUGUUCACUACAUGGACAGUUCAGGAUUUUCACAUUCUGACUUCCGCCUUGACCCUGAGGCUGUGAUUGUCCCCAUUGAACGACCGCAGAGCGAGCAGAACAUGUCACUUACCAUGCCAUCCUCAUCGGCCCCGUAUCAGUCCAAGUCUGCUGGCAGAAGUGUUGCAAGUGCACAGGGAAGCCGGGUUCCAAGCUUGAUGGAAUUAGCACUUCGGAGUGCGUCCAAGAGUUCAGAUUUGAACGACUUGCCCGACUACAUCCCUGGAUCCAUGGCCAACCUACGAGCUCUACUGGAGCGUGCCGCAGAUCAACGAGAGACCGGAGGGUUGACGUGUUCCAUUUGCAAGAAACCCUUCGUAGUGCCGACAACACAGUGGCUGGAGUGGUGGCAGGUUUGUUUCAUUGAAAGCAAGCAAAAAGAAGACGGCCAUGUCCUUAAGGCGCGGCCGUGGACGGACUUGGAUGAGGAAAAUGAUGGGGCUGUGCCAUUCUUGCGGAGGGGCUGCUCGUGGAAAUGUGGUCCUGCGGAUAUUGCAGAGGGACAAUGGUCCAUACGACCUGAAGGAAACGAUGCGGCGUGA
Molecule: messenger RNA, 1593 nt
Organism: Colletotrichum truncatum
Lineage: Eukaryota; Fungi; Ascomycota; Sordariomycetes; Glomerellales; Glomerellaceae
Product: leucine-rich repeat domain-containing protein
Molecular function (GO): protein binding
Source: RefSeq, a predicted model, not a curated record